AUGAUCAACCCCACAGAAUCAGCCGAACGGAAACCCUCGUCCUCAGAGCAUCAACCACAGGAGAAGAACAGCCUUCAAAACAGCCUGGGUGCCCAGGAGAGAACAAGCCAGAAUGAGAGCAACAUGGCUCAAUCUGAGAAAAGUACCGAUGAAGAAGAUAAAAUGAAGAUGAGUCAUGGUGGUAAUGAUCAAGAGAAGAUAGGGCAAAAUAAGAACAACGUGACUCAAGCCGAGGGUGAUGCUGAGACAGAAGGAAGUGGAGGAGACAAUAUGAAGGGUCAGGCUGACCUUGAGAAUGAUGGCGGGCAGAAUGAGAGCAACGUGACUCAAUCUGAGAAAAGUACUGAUGAUGGAGAUACAAUGAAGAUGAGUCAGGGUGGUGAUGAUCAAGCUAAAAUAGGGCAAAAUAAGAACAACGUGACUCAAGCUGAGGGUGAUGCUGAGACAGAGGGAAGUGGAGCAGACAAUAUGAAGGGCCAGGCUGACCUAGAGAAUGAAGGCCGGCAGAAUGAACAAAACGUGACUCAAACUGAUCAUCAGGGUGAAGAGAGUGGUGCAACCGGUGGAGGUUCUUCCAGUUCAAUUCUUGGCACAAAAAGAGGAAGAGACCGUGAUCCUAUUGAUGUUGGGUCGAGCAGUGGAUCGAAAGCAAGUAAGAAAGGGAAACUGGAUGUUCCCAGUUGUGCCCCCACAUGUUACGUAUGUAAAAAAACUUUCGCGUCCUGGAAGGCAGUGUUUGGACAUCUCAGGGCCCAUCAAAGGCAGACCCCCGGGGCGUUCCCCCCGCCAACAUUUACUCCUGAGGGGUCUCCAGAAAGGAAUAAUGGUGACAAAACCCUCAAGGAGCAACUGGCUCCCACGCUGUUGAACUUGGCUCGUGAAACCAUACAAAAGAUGAUUCAAGACUCAAAUACAACUGAUGCAGCGGAGGCUGCUUCUUCGCCGAGGAGGGGCUUGGAUAUUGAUCUGAAUGAGCCAAGAACCAAUGUUCUAUUAGAUCUAAAUUAUCCUCCACCACCAGAGAAGGAAGAUGGUGACAAAAGUUAAAUUAAUACAUGACUUUUCUGGGUUUUGCAGAAUA
Durio zibethinus is the source of this 1081-nucleotide messenger RNA. RefSeq lists its product as uncharacterized. The record is from RefSeq and is a predicted model, not a curated record. NCBI's taxonomy places the organism in Eukaryota, Viridiplantae, Streptophyta, Magnoliopsida, Malvales, Malvaceae.